AUGGCAGAUGUUGAUAAUGCGGGGAAUACUACUUCACCCACUCAUCCCAGCUUAGUGGAAUAUGAACGACUCUUCGGGGUGGAUGAGGAUGCCUACGAUCAGCCAACCACGACCAGAAGGGAGUUGUGGUCGUAUUACCUCUACUACAACGGAGACAACGGCGUGGGUCCAGGAUCGUACAGCCAAGCCCUCUUCCAAUGGGCACUGAAUGGUGCCGGUCAUCAGCCCGACACAAAUCCACCACGGGCAUGUACCGAUUCGUCUGCGUGUGUCGUACCCUGGGCAGGAGGCACGCGGUCCGUGUCCUCGGUGGUUCUCAUCGCCAACGGUCUUUGUUUCACGUUCAUGACCGUCAUCUUUGUAUGGCUGGGGAGUGCUGCUGAUUAUGGCACUUUCGGCAGGUGGCAGCUCUUGUCAUUAACGGUGGUUUGUUGGGCGCUGCAGUAUGGCAUGCUGUCGAUCCGACAUCCGAAUCAAUGGCCGGCAGCAAUGGCGAUGUACGUGGUAGCAUAUAUCGCCUACGGCGCGACCUUGGUUUUCUAUGCGGCCGUCUUCCCUCGGCUUGCACGUUACACGCCGCAUGUGCGCAAGGCACGAGAGGAAGAUCUGAGAGACGGCACAAUUGACCAAGAAGAGUAUGAUGCUAUAGAAUCAUUGGAGAGAAACCACAUCAGCCUUAAUCCUUUUGCAGACUGGGUCGUCCUCGGUAUAUGGUGGUUCAUUUUCCAGCAAAAGAGGCCGGGUCCUAAAAUUCCCAAAGGCUCAAGCUAUGCGACCAUCGGGUUCAAACAGAUAUGGCUUGCAAUUCGGGAGAUCAGGUCCCUGUCCCAGACAUUCUUAUAUUUUCUCGCCUACUUCCUCCUUGCUGACGGCUUGAACACAACCGGUACACUGGUCACUAUUAUUCAGAAUGACGCUGUGUCAUUCUCAUUUCUGCAAAUUACAUACCUCGGCAUUACACAGGCUGCCUGUUCUAUAACUUCGACGUUCGGAUUUUGGUAUAUCCAACGCUACUUCAAAUUCAAAACAAAGACCAUGUUCUUGUUCACCAACUUCUUCAGUGUUCUGAUUCCUUUAUGGGGUAUGCUAGGCUUGUGGACCAAGCGCAUCGGGUACCACAACCAAUGGGAGUUCUUUUUUUACAAUGUCAUAUUCGGUCUUUUCCAAGCCCCAUACUACGCUUACGCCCAAACCAUGAUCAGUGAGCUUAUGCCGCGUGGUUACGAUAACAUGUUCUUUGCUCUAUUCGGAAUCACUAAUCGUGCAGUAAGAUCCCGUCUUGAUUUUCGUAUGUUCUCGCUAAUCUCUCAGUCUUCAAUUAUCGGCCCCAAUGUCAUCCAGGCAAUUAUUAAUAGCACUCGCAAUAAUUGGAUGGGGUUCCCAUUUUUGUUUGCGAUAUGCCUUGGAGCUAUGGUUGCCAUCUUUUUUGUGGAUGUCGAGAAGGGUCGCGAGGAUUGCAGGAAGUUUACUGAACAGCGCAAGGUUGCUCGCGUUUCAGCAGAGAGUGGGUUAGAUGCCAACGAUCUUGCUAAAGGGAUACAAUCUGUUGGUACUGAAGAUGCUGAGCGAUUGGCAAGCGCGAGUGCUACAACCUCUGGGAGGGAUUAG
Messenger RNA from Penicillium olsonii, 1608 nucleotides. Lineage: Eukaryota; Fungi; Ascomycota; Eurotiomycetes; Eurotiales; Aspergillaceae. The record is from the annotation of a GenBank genome assembly.